Rotaria sordida is the source of this 1386-nucleotide messenger RNA. Lineage: Eukaryota; Metazoa; Rotifera; Eurotatoria; Philodinida; Philodinidae. The record is from the annotation of a GenBank genome assembly.
AUGUAUACAUUUCUCCUCUUUUACCUAUUCAUAAUUGUAAAAGCAACUAUUGCCGGUAUUUGUCUGCAAAAACAAAAGCCAGAUCAAAUUCGUUUGGCUAUUGCUAGUAAAAAUAGUGUGAAUGUUGGUUGGCAUUCGUAUGCUUGCCCAUUCAGUACUAAAAAUCCAAAUCCUACUCCAAGGGUCAAGUAUGGUCUUUCGCCUGCAGCACUCACUUCCAAUUCAACCAACGGAAAAUCAAGUACCUAUAACACAAAAAAUAUUUUUACGAGAACAUCUUGGUUCUACGGUGUUGAACUUCAAGAUCUUCAACCACGUACCCUUUACUACUAUCAAAUUGUUGCAAUGAACAAUGGAUUAGCGUCAGACAUUUUCUCUUUUACAUCACCACCAGCUCUCGGUGAUCGAAGUCAACCAGUGAAGAUUGCUGCCUAUGGUGAUAUGGGUGUUGAUGGUCUACUAGGAUCUUUGAUCAAUGGUGUGUGUCUUUUUGAGCGAGCAGUAAUAGCUUUGCAGAAAAUGUUACCAUCGAUUGAUUUUGUUUUGCAUCAUGGUGAUAUUUGUUAUGCAGAUGAUACUCCUCUACUUGUACUUGGAAAAACCUACGACCAGGCUAUGGAUUAUUGUCAAAUGGCAAUGAUGAAUAUAACCAGUAAGCGUUACUAUAUGACAGCUGUUGGUAACCAUGAGAUAAACUGUACGCAGAUUCCAUUUCUUAGAGAUGCAUGUCCAAAGAAUUAUAGGAAUCAAUUUCCUUACAGUAAUCGAUUCAAUAUGCCUAGUAAGCAGUCCGGUGGAUACUUGAACGCAUGGUAUUCAUUUAAUUAUGGUUUUGUUCAUGUGGUUUCACUCUCAUGCGAAUCAGAUUUUCCAAAUGCUCCUUCUGGUAAUCUUCUUGACACUAAAACUCAAGUGAAUUGGCUAAAAAAUGAUUUAGCUGCUGUAAAUCGUUCUAUCACUCCGUGGAUCAUUGUUCAAUGUCAUCGACCAUGGAAAGGAUCCAUAGCAAUUGAAGGUCUAUCGGAUGGUAAAUUCAUCAACUGUCCCCAAUGUAAGGCAGCUUUUGAGGCUAUUUUGAUCAAAUACAAAGUGGAUAUUUACUUUGCUGGCCAUGUACACUGGUAUGAACGCAUUUGUCCAAAUGGUGGAAAGAAGACAGCUGACUAUAUCAAUCCAAAUGGUCCCAUCUAUAUCACUAAUGGUGCUAUUGGCAAUCCCGAAGGCAACGACCAUGUUUUCAAGAGAUCAAGCGACUCUUGUCGUAUUAUUACUGAUCCCGGCUUUGGUGUUCUUACACUUGUGAAUGCUCGUCAAGCCACAUUUAGUUUUUAUCGAACUUCGGAUUUAGUCGAACUUGAUCGAAUCAAUAUCAUCAAAGCUCGUUGA